CAGAUCACAUCGUCGACCGCGGCGCCGACAGCUUCCUUUCGUUUCGAAGCCGAGAGCUGGGCGGGAUGUUGCGAGUGAGGUGCAGAAGAAGCUGGGAAGAAAAAUUUCCAGUCGCGUUUGGAAUUUAAGCAGUUCGAAAAUCCUGGUGGGUCCGAGAAGACGACCCCACUUUGACGCCCAAGAUGGAUGCCAAUGCCCCACAGUGCGUGGAUUGCUGCACAGUGUGCCUAGCACUCACAGAGCAUCUCUUGUGAGCACCAAACCAUGGAAGUAUCUCUCCUUCACGUCCAGCACACCAACACAGCCCUCCCAAAAGAAUAGUAAAAGGCCUGUCAAAAAUGCUUAUAAUUCAAGCCUUCGGCUCCAACGGCUCAGGCCAACUCGGCAUCGGCCACAAAGAAGACGUCUCCACCCCCCAACCCGUCCUCCUCCCAUCCUCCAUCACCACCACCACCACUCCCCAGCCAAAGCUCAAACGCAUAGCAGCAGGCGGAAACCACACGCUACUCCUCUUCGAAUCAGGAGCCCUCCUCUGGAGCGGUGACCACACCUCGGGCGCAUGCGGGCCCGUCACCACCACCAACACAGACGACAGCACCCCCGAGCUAACCCCCCAGUUCCGCCCCGUCGACUUGACCUCCCUCCCCCCAGGAUCAAAACCCGUCCACGUAGCCGCCACCUGGACCGCCACCAUCCUCGUCACCACCGCCCCCUCCCCCAAUCCCCAAAGCAACAACAACACCACCACCAACAACACCCACAAAGUCUACACCUUCGGCACAGCCACCAAAGGCGAACUCGGCCUCGGCCUCGACCCAUCCAGCCCCGCUUCCACCCCCAUCCCAACCGCCAUCCCCAACUUCCCACCCCCCGGCACCCACAUAACCGACCUCUCCUCCUGCAUGGGCCACGCGGUAGCGGUGCUCGGCAACGGCGAGGCGUGGGGGUGGGGCAACGGGCGGAAAGGCCAGCUGGGCGAACCCGCAACAGGCGCGGUGCACUCGCCGCGGCGGAUCGAGGGGGUCGGAUUCCCCGUGGCGAGGGCCGUGUGCGGGCGCGAGUUUACCUGUCUUUUUGGGCGGCCCGACGACGCCGGGGAGGUGGCUGUGCUGGGUUCGGAUAAGUGGGGGGUGCGGUCGCAGGUUCCUCCUUCUUGUCGGUCGCUUUCGGGGGGUGUGGCCGGGUGGAGGGAGGUUGGUGCUGGGUGGGGGAGCGUGUUUGUGUUGAAGGAGGAUGGGGGGUUGCUUAGUUGGGGGAGGGAUGACCAUGGGCAGCUGGCGCGCGAGGAUCUUGGGCGAGUCCGGGAUAUUGCUGUGGGUAGCGAGCAUGCGUUGGCGUUGACCGAGGCUGGUGAUUUGAUGGUUUGGGGCUGGGGCGAGCAUGGAAACUGUGGACCGAUUCGGAAUCAGGACGGAGAGAAAGGAGAGCGGAAUAAGAUUGUUUCGGCGAGCGAGGGAAUGGAAAUCACCAUGAUUGGCGCCGGUUGUGCAACGAGCUGGAUCAUCUCCGAGAAGCCAACAUAAACCACCCCAUGGUAUCAUGGGAAGCGCAACCUCCACAUCACCACCAACGC
Molecule: messenger RNA, 1573 nt
Organism: Chaetomium fimeti
Lineage: Eukaryota; Fungi; Ascomycota; Sordariomycetes; Sordariales; Chaetomiaceae
Product: regulator of chromosome condensation 1/beta-lactamase-inhibitor protein II
Exons: 1
Coding region: 339-1523 (394 amino acids)
Source: RefSeq, a predicted model, not a curated record